Molecule: messenger RNA, 1304 nt
Organism: Neolamprologus brichardi
Lineage: Eukaryota; Metazoa; Chordata; Actinopteri; Cichliformes; Cichlidae
Source: RefSeq, a predicted model, not a curated record
AGAGUACAGCAGCUAAUCUCGACAGACCUGGUGAGAGCAGUCAUGUCAGGGGAAGGAGCGAGCCGUUUGCCGAAUGCUGUAGCGGGGACUCGUCAGCAGCAAAGAGGGCAGAAAGAUGGCCAAAGCUGGGUUUGUCCACUGCCCCAGUGAGAAUGAGCCAGAUGUUGCCUGCUGCUUCUUCUGUCUGCUUGAGCUUGAGGGCUGGGAACCAGAUGAUGAUCCCUGGUCAGAACAUGAGAGACGCUCUAAAUGUGGCUUCUUAACCAUGAAGAAAGACUUCACCAAGCUAACAAUGGCUGAAUUCUGUCACCUGGAGAAAAAAAGGCUAAAGAUUUACUACAAAAAGGUCUGUCACAAGAAGAUGGCUUUUUUGAGGGAUGCCAUAGACCAUACACUUGAGGUGCUUAAAUCUCAGCUGGACUGAUUCUAUGCAUUUAUUUAUUGCAUCUUAUUUUAUUUCAAUACCAGUCUGAAGUGUUAAACAAGAGCCCGCAGCCUGACUCGCUGGUCGGAUUGGAUGGCAGUUCAUAAAACUCAGCCUUAGGCGAAUGCGACACUUUCUUUACAGUACCGUCUUUGACCACAAGAUGGUGCUUUUGCAUUAAAGCUGCAGUUUUGCUAUGACGCUGAUACACUUUCUGAAAUUCCCAAUCUCUCAUCAAAACCUUAACAAAUGCACCUCGCGCUGAAAUGAAAGCGCACAUUGAGCUGGAUUACAAUGCGGGCUAUAUUCUCUCUUUUCAAACACUUACUUAUCAUUUCCCUGAACGUGCCACCAUCCCUACCACCCCUUUUCAAACCUUGACCCUGGACAGAUGGCCUGAAGCCCCUCCUUUUCAAUACCAACUGUUGCCCCAGUAACAUCUGUUACAUAUAGGGGGACAGUGCACUGAGGGCUUGCCAGGAUACUUCUCUAACUCUGAGGGGGACUGAAAUUCAAGAGAUGCUGCAGCUGACAGUAGAAGGUGUGGGAACGAUGGUUGCAUGAUAAGCACUUGACUGGGUUUGUUUUGCACUUAAAGAACAACGGUUUAACCUUUAAAAUCAUUUUACUUUUUCUCCUCUCUUUAUGCAAGAGAAACAUGAUGCAGGCCUCUGUUGGUUUCUCGCUGUGUUUUAUGGAAGGCUUGGUUGGAUGACGUGAAGGAUUAAGAGAUGCUAUCCCUUCCCCAACCUUCCACUGUUCUGGAUUAAUGUCUAAUGUAACACUCUGGCCACUGAGCCCAGAUCAGCUGCUUAAUUCUCUCUUAUCCGCUCACUGCAGAGCAAAUUGAAGAGAAUAUUUUUAGACAAAACUAAAGUAA